AUGGCCAAAAGUAUUCGCUCCAGUACCAAGAAGAGAAACCACGCCAAACUGCGAAGCACCGUGUUUGGUCCCGUCGUCGAUGCACGAACAGAGAGACUCUCGGCCAAGCUGCAAGAGCUCGCAGCCCAGCCUUUAAAGAUAGAGACUACCAAAGACGCUGCCGAGGAGAACACCAAGACUGAAGCGGAAGCCGAAGAUGAGAGCGAUAAAAUGGCCAUUGACGAGUCAGCCACCACACAAUCAAGCUCUUCGAAGCAACGAUCGAAUCGCGUCAGGAAGCAACCCAAGAGGAAGCCCCGCAAUACGAUGGUUUUCGCUAAGCCACACCAGGUGAAACUCAAGGAUAAUCAUCUUUUACCAAACGUCAAUGAACUAUAUUGGGCUUUGGAGUUCUCAGCGGCACGGUGUUCGGCGUUAUCACAUCUCGGUCUAUUCGCACUUGCGAGAGAAGGACAGUCAACUGCACAAACGAGAAUCGCUUCGCAAGCCAUUAGAAGCGAGGACGAGCUGGAGUCGAAAGACCUUCUUGCACAGUCGCCUCCAGCAUAUUCAUCCUGA
Talaromyces marneffei is the source of this 558-nucleotide messenger RNA. RefSeq lists its product as uncharacterized. The record is from RefSeq and is a predicted model, not a curated record. Gene Ontology annotation, cellular component: preribosome, large subunit precursor. The coding region runs from base 1 to 558 and encodes 185 amino acids. NCBI's taxonomy places the organism in Eukaryota, Fungi, Ascomycota, Eurotiomycetes, Eurotiales, Trichocomaceae. The transcript is spliced from 3 exons.